AUGUUUACCUUAAUAAAUUCAGUCUUUGACAUAAGCGUAAUCUCCCAGUCACUUCUGUCAAUAUCCAUCACGCUCUUGGGAAUGCUUUUUACUAGUUCACUUUUCAAGGCUGCGGUAAGUCACAAAAGUCUACAACAUUUUCCAUUUGUAUUACUGUCUAGUACUAUUUUAGGGUUCAAAAGCAAUGUUGAGCUAGGAUACGUAAUGCACUUAUCUACGUUAAGAGUCCCAACAACAUUUACCAAUUUUAAACGAAUAGUAAUUGCCAAUAGCUGUUUAAUUGCAGUUGAAUCGUUCACCGUUGGCGUUUUUUCAGGUCUUCUGGGCGCUUUUGAAAUAGCUUUUGAUAAAAAAAGCACUGUUCAGCUAUACUCAGUCAUUUUUCUUUCUUCUGUUCUUACCUGUUUUCUUAGCACAGCUGCAUUUAUUCUGCUUUUUAUCUUUUCAUUGGAGUUAGCUGUAUACUUUUCAAUGGAUCCUGAAAAUUUUCUAAUGCCCUUAUUGAACGUCAUCAAUGACGUGCUAGUAGUGAAGUUUUUAUUUAUGUUUGCAAAGGGUUUACAAAAGCUAUCCACGGCUGACCAUCUUUGGAUUCUUUUUCUUGUUACAAUUGCUACUGGAGUUUGCUUCUAUUUCAUUUUUGUAUCUGAAAACUUGCUUCCUAUACAAAGCAUUGAAACAGUUGCAUUUACUUUCGGACUUAAUAUCAUAAGCGGAUUUAUACUUGAAAAAUCCUCGGCAAUGUUUUCCAUGAUAGCGCCUGCCUUUCCGGUGUUUACAGGGAUGUCAACAUCCAUCGCUCUUAUAUGCCUGCACAAGACAUUUACAGUAGUUGAAAAUCAAAGAGUGUCUAUCCCAUCAUCAACUAAUAACUCUCUCAUCUUGAUAUCUUUUUUCAUUUCGAUAACAUAUGUCUGCAUUGCACGUGCUAUCUACGUUGGAUAUUCGGUUGAAUUUUCAUUUUGUUUUAUUUUCAUGUUCAUAAUUCAGGUAAUACUACUAUUAAAAAUUGUUGAAUAUAUGGUAUUAUUCAUAAAAAAUCAAGGAAAGAAUAUCAGCUCAGACACUGUUCCUUUGAUUUCAUCCAUUUCUGAUUUUACUGGCUCAUUAGCCCUAGUUUUGGUGUCAAUUUUAUUAUCAAAUAAAUAA
Messenger RNA from Vittaforma corneae ATCC 50505, 1149 nucleotides. RefSeq lists its product as uncharacterized. Gene Ontology annotation, cellular component: plasma membrane. NCBI's taxonomy places the organism in Eukaryota, Fungi, Microsporidia, Nosematidae. The transcript has a single exon. Gene Ontology annotation, biological process: monoatomic cation transport. Bases 1 to 1149 code for a protein of 382 amino acids. The record is from RefSeq and is a predicted model, not a curated record. Gene Ontology annotation, molecular function: monoatomic cation transmembrane transporter activity.